AUGCACGUUUAUUGGAAUAAUUGGAAUGUUACAACACAUAUUGGGAGCGUUAAGAGUAGAAUUUAUACUGAUUUCUAUGCCCGUUGUGCUAAACCUAACUCACGCGGAAGCCGUUUCUCUUUAGUGUUGCCAUGUGCACCAAGAUUAGGAGGUCUUGGCGGGACGAAUAUCAAGCCCUUUUAUGCAGAAGGAGGUGGGAUCUACACAUAUGAGGGAAUCGAUCUUGAUAAUCCUGAUAUCUGUCCUCGUGAAGACUUGAGAGAGGACGCGUUUUGCUUGUGCGAUCUCCACCCAUGGCUGGCAAGACUUCACAGGCCCAACUUUUGUGAGGAGUGCAAGCUCGUUAAAACAAUCCCCAUUAUCGAUGAAGUUCAGAUGCUUUAUUCCAAAGGACUCCACGAGCCUUCAUAUCAUGGUGGUGAUGCUUUCUUGAGUGUGGUCAAGAACUGCCGGCAGUUUGGUCAGCUCUGCAUAGUUUCCUUUGCCGUAUAUGGUUACCAAGGUGCCUGGGAUGGCUCAAUGCUCACAAUGGAUGUAUCACCAAUUGCGAUCAACCUUCAGAAUACUUGGAGUUUAGAAAACGUACGCUUCACCGAUGAAGAAUACAAUGACUACAUCUCAUGUUUCUGUAAAAAAUAUUUUGGAAACAUGAAAGAUGAUGAUGCUUUAUGUCUUCAACAAUAUGUGUACAAUAUGACAGAUCGUCAUCCAGGACUGUCGCAUUCUUCAUGGACCUUAUUUCAGCCAGCAAUUGAAGUACCCAAAAGAGGGUUCGCGAACGAAUUAACGCUCAAAACGAUAAUCGAAAAAAAAGGAAAAUUCGAAUUUGCUGCACCUUACCUGUGCGUGCUUUACAUGCGGGAGCGUUGGGAACCACUAGCAGGGUGGGAGAACCUCAGAAGCUUCAUAAUUGAUACCUUCAUUGUCAUGGACACCAAGGCAUUACAGAAGUCAUUUGGUGUUGGCAAAGACAAGCGACUCCUAGAGCGAGUAUGGCAGAUGGAGUUUUACCGGUCUGCCACUCAAGUCCUUCCUAAUGAUAUCAAUAUUUCUCCUAAUGUUGGAUCAGAUUUCGGUUCACGUGGAUUCGUAGGCUUCUAUGUUGAUGAUGACCGGGAUGAUUGA
This is a messenger RNA of Ambispora leptoticha, 1125 nucleotides long. The record is from the annotation of a GenBank genome assembly. NCBI's taxonomy places the organism in Eukaryota, Fungi, Glomeromycota, Glomeromycetes, Archaeosporales, Ambisporaceae.